Messenger RNA from Alligator sinensis (Chinese alligator), 5554 nucleotides. RefSeq names its product neuroglobin (gene NGB). The record is from RefSeq and is a predicted model, not a curated record. Lineage: Eukaryota; Metazoa; Chordata; Crocodylia; Alligatoridae. The coding region runs from base 3266 to 3748 and encodes 160 amino acids. The transcript is spliced from 4 exons. Gene Ontology annotation, molecular function: heme binding; oxygen binding.
ACACUUUCCCUUAUCUGUUCUACUGUACAGAGCCAGCAAUUCUCCACAAAGCAGUUAUGUCAUCUUAUAACUCAAAUGAUCAAAGUUUAAGGCAUUUAUUUUUUUCUGAUUCCACAGCACAGAUAUAGCUUGGGUAGUGGCAGGGACAUGGCCUUGGAGGGGCCAUCGCUAAGGGGAAGGUUAAAUUAUGCUAAGCCUUGGCCUCUCUCCUGAGCCUGCCACCAGGUAAGUAGGGGGCAGCUAGUCCCAGCUGGUCUGGUGGAUCUCCCACUAGAAUGUGUCCUGAGCACUGCCCUUCAUCUCAGAUGAGCAGUCCAAUGUAGGCAUGUGAGAGAAGAGGCUGAAUAUUCUCAGUGGUUUAUAUGUAGCCAUUAGUUGUUUAUUUUGGCUUUUGUCUGCAUAGAGAAAAUGCUCUGUGUGACUCCAGGGCGCUAUCCUUUUAUGCUGCAUUGGGCAGUUGCAUGGGGAGUCUAUGGCAAGUUGCAUUGCUUCUCAUUCCAUGACCUUUGCAUCAUUGCUUAAUUUGCAGCUGAUGAAUCUGCAUAUGAUCAUCUAUCUGGGAAGAAAUUGGCCAGAUUGUUAGUAAGGAGCCUCCCUGACGUGGUGCGUGCUCAUGUCCCAAUGGUGAUGUCCUUGAUACUAACAAACUCUAGCAAAAACUAUCAAAUCUCCCCACAUUUCACCUAUCUUUCCCUUGCAGCAUUCCAGCUUCCUUCUUCCCUGUCUAUUCAAAAAGGUACUGAUUGUCUCUCACCUUGGCUAUUAUAAACUCUUUUUUUCUGCUUUCUCUUAACACCCAGCUUUCAGUCCACCCGAAAUGUGGCUAGGAAAAUAUCUAGUCUGGUGCAUUAUCUGUCUCCUGUUCAAAUCCUAUAAAUUUCCUUCCUCCCUCUGUACCACUGAAGUGCCUUACUCUCCUCUAGUAGGUUCUGCCAAAGUGCCUCUAGUUUACAACCAGGUUCUCCUUUCUCAUUACAGCAGAGGCAAAUUGGGGUAGAAGAAGAUUGGCAAUAUUUCCCCAAGUUCUGCUAACAAUACAGUCUCCACACGCUCAUAGCAUCAAAGUAAAUGCUAUGCGGAAUACUUCAUGCAGAUUCUCAUACAAUACUCUUGCUGCUUUCUAGUGUAUUUUGGUGAGACUCAGAAGAGUUAAAUGUUAACCUUUAUGUUGUCAACACUAGGCAGCAUCCUGUGUUUCUUGUCUUGGUGAUUCCAGAAAGAAUAUGACCCUUAGCUGCUAAAAAGAGAUUAAUAGGGACUGAAGGAGCCUGGAGUGCAGCUGAUUUUUGGAAUAUCCUAUUCUUUCAAUUUGAGCUGCUUCACUUCCCUUUAUAAUUCCCAGUGGUCAGUAAGACCAGAUUUCAUGAAUACUGAGCUGAGCUAGUGUGUGAGCUCACUCUCUCCAAUUGGACAGGACUGAAACCGCUCAACUGAGUGACCCAGAUCCUUCCUGGAUAACACCAAAGGAGCAUUCUCUUCAGGCUGAGAUUGCAGGGGCCUGUGCAUCUGGAACAGCAGUUGCUGAGCUCUGUCCCUAAUAGUGCUGUGGGUUUUAAUGCAGUGCCGAUGUACAGCAAACCAUAAAGGUAAUGCUGGCUCCAAGAGCCUUUAAAGGCUAAGUUCCAACUCCACUGAAGCCAAUGUUAGGCUAGGAGAGGACAAGAACUGACUUUCCUCUUAAAAUGAUGCACCAACAUUGACUAUGACCACAUAUAGCCUAUGAUAAAUGUAUUGUACAGGCGUUGUAGCCUCAGAAUACCUUCUUAUCUAACAGGAACAGCUGAACCUCAUAUAGCUGAUAUUAUAGGCUUAAAUGGACCAUAUGCCUAUUAUCUUAAAGAAGAUUGCAAUGAUGUCAAUAGGACUUGUUCUCAGAAGUCACUUAGGUUGCUUUUGAAAAUCCUUCCUUAAAUGAUUAUUCUGUUACCUGUCCAUAUUUUUCCAUUCUUCUUCCUUCUGAGCUCUUAACCCAGAACACACUCUGUCUCUCUCUGUCCUCCCCUCCUCCAGCUUGUCUUGAUGCUGUCUGAAUCAUUGGGCCAUUUGAAAAGGAGAGUUUUCACUUCAUCUGAGUAGCAGAAAGAACCUGAGCACUUUGAAUUUGUUUGACGUAGUCCAAAAGCCUUGUGAUCCAUUAUUAAAUGCUUUGCCUUGUACAAUUGGCUAUGCUUCUAUUAAAUUAAACAUGUGAUGAUGUUCCCUUUGUACACACUAAACCCUAGAUUGCACCUGCACCCAGAGAUGUAAAGGUUUGGGAGUGUCAGUGCGGGUGACUGGGACCAAGAGGACACUGUUGAAAAUAUUGUAUGAGGGCAAGCUGCACUCUAACAAGUAGAAAUCAGGACUGAAAGCUGAAAGAGUGAGGUUUCUAGCUUGGUCCUGCCGCUAAUUUAUUGUCGGAUGUUAGGCAAGUUGUUUUUCUUCUGUGUCUGUUCCGUCAUCUGUAAAAUUGAACUGACUGGAAAAUUUCAGCCAAAAUUGGGUUAAGCCAUUUGACACUGAAGGUGUGUGGUGGCUCCUUACUUAUGGGAGAAUGUAGCAAAGUGCAAAAGUAUUGUUUGUUACCCAGCUUUAAAAAGCUCACUGGAAGAAACGGGGAGAAAGGGGAUACUGUCGCUUUAAGAGCAUCCGUGAAAGUGUUGCUACUGGAAGCUGCUCUGUGAGACGGCCAGCUGGGAAAGUGCUGCUAAUAAGGGGAAAGGAGCUUCAGCUCCAGAUCUUUGAGCCUGUGUGUGACAGGGAGUGAGACAGGGAACAAAUAAGGAGCACAGUUAGUGCCCAGUGGGAAGAGGGCACAGAGACCCUGAUAAGCUUUCUGUAGCCAAACAGCAGGGGGGAUUAGGAAGCAACAGUAACCAGCCCAUCAUUCCUGUAGACACCAAGAAGCAACAUGGAUCUCCCCCAAGGCACUCAGGUUUCAUCUGAUUGCUCAGACAGGGGCUCUUUCUAAAUCCACCUGCACUGCUUCCAGGCAGGAGGUGGGAGGAUCAAGGGGGAAAAAAUGGCUCUUGCACUGUCUGGGGAUCCCAGAGAUGUGAUCACAAAGUCUUGAGUACUGUGCAAGGAAGAGCAUCCUUGGCACUUAGAGGAGCGAGUGGGGGGUGUGUGUGGAUCCCAGGUCCAGAGGCACUGGUGGCCCUCAAUGCUUGGAUUAAUUCAGGACCUGUGACACCUGUAACUCAGAGUGAGCAAGUACAACUACUUUCAGAGGAAGCAGAAGCUUUCCCUUUCUCUACUUUUUUUCCCCUCCUUUUCUUCAAGUAAGAUGGAGAGUGAAAAAUUAUCCAGCACUGAACAGGCACUGAUACGAGAAAGCUGGCAGAAAGUGAGUGGCAACCCCCUGCAGCAUGGCAUCAUCUUGUUUACCAGGUUGUUUGAUCUGGAUCCUGACCUCCUGUCCCUCUUCCAGUACAACUGUAGACAGUUUUCCAGCCCACAAGAAUGCCUCUCUUCCCCUGAGUUCCUGGAUCAUAUAAGGAAGGUCAUGCUGGUGAUAGAUGCAGCUGUGACUCAGUUGGAGAACUUACUGUGUCUGGAAGAAUAUCUCUGCAACCUGGGUAAGAAGCACCAAGCAGUUGGCGUGAAGAUGGAUUCUUUCUCGGCUGUGGGAGACUCCUUGCUGUACAUGCUGGAGAAAUGCCUUGGCACUGCCUUCAGUCCAGACAUGCGAGAGGCUUGGACCAGGCUCUACGAUGCUGUGGUGAAAGCCAUGAGCUGUGGCUGGGAGGCACAUGGGGAAGCAGAAUAGAUCCAGCAAUCUGUUAGGAUCUGCUCCCAGCCCAUCAACAGUUCUGUAGACAGAGCACCUCCUCUUCCAGCUGUGCACAUUCUGGGGCCUUCUCAGUAGUUCUCUCCAUCUUGCUUCACCAUUACCCACAUCUCUGCCUCUGAUGGUGACCAGUGCAGUCCCUUAAAGGCAUAUCAACAGCAAAGUGAAGGUAGAAGAGCAGCAUGGGCACGUGUAUCAGGGUAGUAUCUAGGUAGUAUGGGUAAUGCCGCAGUGAAGACACAGUGGCAUGGGCUUCAUUGUGGACAAAGUACAAGCCCACUGGGGCCCUGGGAAUGUACUGUCAUCACUAGCCCAUAUGACCAUGUUUUCACUGCUCUUGUUACCUGGGUCAGCUACAGUAAAGCUGAUCUGAGCAUGCCUGCAUGAAUUGCAAUGGCCCUUUCAACCUGUGUGUAACAAGUGGGCAUCCUGGGGCUGAUCUGAGCAUAGGCCUGCCUACUUGUUUCAGGGCAAACCACCCGCCUACCUCACCUGCCAUGCCUUUGAUACUAGUUGGAAGAUAACAAGGCGGGAGGCUGCACAUUUACUUGCCCUGAUGCCAAGGGCCUAUGUAUACAGCUCUGACCUCCCCUGUACCAUGUCCCAUGCCUCACAGAUGGCAUCCAUGGCUUAGCACCCAGCCUAUAGCUUGUCCGGCCUAAUACCUGCCCACUCAAUCAAUCGGGGCUUAGCAUACAUGGCCUAGCUCACAAUCCUGUUUACUUGGGGCUCCCAGGCCCUCCCUUUUCCAUGGGCUCCUAGCCUGGCUUGGGACCCUCUUGGUCCCCUCGCGCCCCCACACUGGGGCCUCAAUCCCCUGCCUGACACUGGGCUCACAAUCCCUUAUCCCUUUGCCCCAGGAACUUCACAUCUAGCUGCCUGUAGGCUCAGGGACCCAGCCCCCUGGAGCCUCACACCUGGCUCCUUAAUGCCACUCAGGUCUUGCAGUGAGCCUGGAAGCUGUCUCAGGUCCCCCCCUGAUUUGGGCCCUGCCUCAGGACUCACUGUGAGUCUGGGCUCCUGCUUUGUUCUUCAGGGUGUGCUCCCCUUGCCUUUUCCCUCGACAGGGUCACCCACAAGGCAGCGGGGGCUGAGGCUUUUUCUUGGCACCCUGUACUCGCUGUUCACUAGGGAGGCAACUGGUGUGGCAAUUCCUGGAGACUGCCCUGACAUUGGCAGUCCCAUCACACCAUCCUACCCCAGCAAGGUGUAGUUUUAGGUCAUGCCCCAGCACCUGGAACCUCCACCUUCCCCAUAGCUCCUUCCUUGUACCUCUAAGAUGUCAUGAGCAGCAGCUACAGCUGGGUGGUGUUUUCCCAGCUGCUAGCAGUAGACGGCUGGCCACACUGCUCAGGGCCUGUUCUUAUAGAGAACACCUGGGCCCUGUUCCCAAUCAGGUAAUUGCACCUGAUUGGGAGUGCAGCCACCUGCAAGCUGCUUGGCUGUUUGCUCAUGCCCCUUUGAGUAACAGAGCACACCCUGUGCUCUGUUACAUUGUGAUAUAGAUAUGCUAUGAAUUGCACAGCAAUGAGUCCUUCCAUCUUCCUGGGAGGUGGGGUAGAGGGACAAGCAAGGAAGAGCUGGGCUGAAGAUAUUUCAGUCAGCAGUAGUGGAAUGAGCUUUUCCUGAACUGAUUCUGUCUUUCCUUAAAGUUGCAAAUCAUCUUUUUUCUCUGCCCAAAUAUUUUCCAAGAGUCGUUGCAGAGUUCAAGUCAGGCUGCUCUUAUCAGACCUGAGCUGUUGACUGGGUUCAUUUAGCUAUUGGAUCGAACCUGAAUGACAGGUG